This is a messenger RNA of Parnassius apollo (apollo), 1143 nucleotides long. NCBI's taxonomy places the organism in Eukaryota, Metazoa, Arthropoda, Insecta, Lepidoptera, Papilionidae. The record is from the annotation of a GenBank genome assembly.
AUGUUAAAAAUAAUUGACGACGAGUUAAAUGUCAAUGAUAUACUUCGUAAUGACUUGAUGCCGACAUAUUUUAUGACGAAUGAUGCUGUUGAGGAAAAAGUGGUUGGUAACGAAACGCGAAAUUUUAUGCCAUCCGUGAAUGGAUCAAUGGACGCCGCUUACUCUUUGCUAGAUUUUCACAGAAAAAUGAUGAACGAAUAUCAAUGCCGGAAUUAUGUUGCUGAACAUAUAUUAGAGGAAAUGGGUACAUCGGUUUUGCAGAAUCGUAUCGGAAAACCCUCUGAAAUGGAUGCCAAAGGUGACAGUAUCGUAUCUAGACCGCAGGAUUUAAGAAGCAAUGUUAUGUACGAUGUCGGCUCAGCAAAUUAUCAGGAAUGGCUAACCAAAGUAGCAGCUCUCAACGACUUAUAUCGUGAUAACGCCACUAAUAAUUUAAAUACCAACAACCUAUCAACAACAGAUGCUCUACAACCUAAUGUUCAACAAAGAGUGGGUUAUGAAGUGUUUGAAGAUCAUGAUAUGCCGAGUUAUGGAGCUGAAAGAACGCCAUACGACGUGUCCAAGCACGGUGGUGGUUAUGACUUUGCGAUGCCGCCACCGCCACCACCCAUCUACCAUCAACCUGCAGUUCCUCAUGAGGUUCACGAUGACUAUGUGAUGGAAAGAGAGAAUCACAGCAGUUUGGGGAUUGCAGAUCUCUUUGAUAUCUCGCUUACUGGAAUUGCUUUUUUGUCUUUUGGAAUGUUUGCACUGCAGGUGUUAAUGUGCAUAACAAUGAGCGAUCAACAAACCCAAGUCGUGCAAGUGGUUGACAAUGGGGACACAGUGAACGUGGAUCAAGGGUUCCGGUUCAAGCGGGAUGUGGAACGCGUCGGGCGUGUCGCUAAGAUCAACACGCUAACGCGAUACGCCCUCAUGGCUGCGAAACCACGGACUACACCAUGCUUAUACCGUACAUUGUGCAUUGGCAACAAACACUCGAGAAAUGUGCAAGACGACAUCCGAUAUUGGUUACCCCUGUGGCAUGCUGGCGUGGCAUGGAUGCGAGGAGGAGCUCUUGGCGCGCUGAGUGCUGCCGCGUUGGGGCUGGGUGGAGCCGACUGCGACAAGCUUUAUCCGAAACAUCACUGCUCUUUGAUAUAA